AUAGUGCAUGUGUGACUUUAUAAGUAUAGCUGCAUUAUUUGCUGUGGGGCAUAGGGGGAAGCAUGUCUGUCCAGAUACGGAGUAAAGAUAAAGUAGAUGCAGCCGUUUGCCUCUUUUGAUUGGCUGCCUCAUACACGUUGUGGAAGAAACCAGGAAAAGAAACAACUACACAUUGUUACAUGGAGCAGGGCAAUGACAUGAAGAGUCCGAGUCAGUGCAGACAGAGGACCAUCUCGUUGCAAAGUCCCCUGGGAAAGAUCCAAGUCAGCGGAUGUGAAAAUGGUGUGCACACCAUCCAGAUCCUAAUGGAUGUUCCACCUGCAGUAAGAAGUGACGACGCCUCCCUAAGCUGUGUGGUCACUGCUAGCAAUAGCCAAGAGGAAAUGGGCCCAGAGUUGCAGCACUGCGUGGAAUGGCUUCGGGCCUACUUCAGCGAGCCGUGGGCCGUGGGGAGGCUCCCACUCCCAGUCUUUCACCACCCCACCCUGCAUGGAGAUGCCUUCACCAGCCGGGUUCUGCAGACUCUUGUGCGGGACGUGAAGGUGGGAGAGACGGUGUCGUAUAAGCGGCUGGCUGAGAUGGCAGGAAACCCCAGGGCCGUGAGAGCUGUGGGAGGGGCCAUGAGGAGGAACCCGGUGCCUCUUCUCAUCCCCUGCCACCGCGUCAUCUCCAGCAGUGGUCAGAGUGGGAUGUACAUGGGCGGCAAAGGUAACCAUCUCAAACAAUGGCUGCUCACCCACGAGAAGGUCAAAGAGGAAGACUGAAGCACAAUGAAGUGAUAUAGUAAGACCAGUGUGGGAUUAUAUUUUACAAAGCAGGGUUGACGUGUUAUCCAGACAACUUCUAUAACCAUUCUGAAACCACUGUACUUCCUGAAACAGCUUUCUUUGUGUUAUAUGAGAGAACACCAACUGUUAUUUCUGACUGUUUAUCACCGUAAGCAAGCUAACUCCUUUAUCCUGCUUUGUGAAAUACAACAGGAAGCGAGAUGCGAUGUCAACAAUGAACCACAGCUGAGGAAACCUGUGCAUAGUUGCGUGACAUGUGCACAUGGGGCGGCUUCACAAUUGAAAUGUGUGUCAGCUGUGCCUUAUUUAGAAAAUGCUGUCUAUAACCCAAGGGAGAGCUUUCAUGUUUUCAUUUUAUAUCUGCUUCUGUUCUGCUUUGUCCGACUGUCCAGUCUGUGUUCUAAUUGAAUUCAUGUGAAAGAAUAAAGUGGAGGUUUAAGGGAGUGGCGGUGUUCGGGGGGUUAGUUUAGAGGCCUCAGUCUACCCCCCCUAGUGGGCCCUCAGUUUUAGAACGGCGGUAACAACGCUUUCUGCAUUCCGGCAGCACAGUGAAAUAGAUUCUAACUAUACUGCAGCGGGACAAGAUAAGACAAUCACACCCAUAAAGAACAACUAUGUUUAUGCCAAUACUACUGCUCUUAUGUUCUACUAAUCAUACUGUAUAGUUAAUGUUGGUCUGAAAUUAGAAGGCACUAAAAUAACUUUAACAUUGAACAUUAGGAAUUACAAACAUAUGUUCCCAUGGGUGCCAGUUUGGGUUGCCAGUUAUUGUUGGAAUGGUUUCUCUAAAUAAUUAUUUCCCCAAAAAUAUGUCACUUGAAUCGUUUUCCUCCCUAUGCUAAAUCACUCUUUGUACCUUUUCAUUGGUUAUUGUAUUUCCUGCCAAGCGAAUGCUUUGUUCAACAUCCAGGAAAAAGGCUUGAAAUUGUUUGUGAUUCAUUAGUUUUUCUUUAUUUAAGAUUCACCUACAACGACAGUGUUGAAAUUUAUUUUUAUUUUUCAUAAAUACAUUUGUUUCAAAAGCUUCA
Molecule: messenger RNA, 1816 nt
Organism: Salmo salar (Atlantic salmon)
Lineage: Eukaryota; Metazoa; Chordata; Actinopteri; Salmoniformes; Salmonidae
Gene: mgmt
Product: O-6-methylguanine-DNA methyltransferase
Biological process (GO): DNA repair
Cellular component (GO): nucleoplasm
Molecular function (GO): methylated-DNA-[protein]-cysteine S-methyltransferase activity
Source: RefSeq, a predicted model, not a curated record